AUGGCGAGAAGCUCAAGAUCCAGCGCAAAGAAGUUCAACAACCAGCGCAAAGCGGCUGAAAUCUUUGGCCCCGUCGAGUCUGCGCGCGCCGAGCGACUAUCCCAGCGUCUGCUCGACUUGGCCAAGCAGCCAAAGCCAGAGACAUCUGAUGUUGACAUGAACGUGGAGGAAGCGGCGGAGGACAAGACCUCAGCAGACAAGGCUCAGGAUAUUAAUGAGAAUGCAAUGGAGGUAGAGGCAUCGUCAAAGCCAUCAUCAUCGCGCGUGAGCAAGCGUGGCGGCAUCGUAAAGAAGAGGCAAAAGAAGUCCAAGAUUGUCUUCCCCAAGUACACCGAUCGUGUUGGGAACAAGAAGAAGGCAAGCAAAUAA
Emericellopsis cladophorae is the source of this 369-nucleotide messenger RNA. RefSeq lists its product as uncharacterized. Gene Ontology annotation, cellular component: preribosome, large subunit precursor. Bases 1 to 369 code for a protein of 122 amino acids. The record is from RefSeq and is a predicted model, not a curated record. The transcript is spliced from 3 exons. Lineage: Eukaryota; Fungi; Ascomycota; Sordariomycetes; Hypocreales; Bionectriaceae.